This is a messenger RNA of Vitis riparia (riverbank grape), 3400 nucleotides long. RefSeq names its product DNA-binding protein SMUBP-2. The record is from RefSeq and is a predicted model, not a curated record. Gene Ontology annotation, molecular function: 5'-3' DNA helicase activity; ATP hydrolysis activity. Bases 220 to 3081 code for a protein of 953 amino acids. Lineage: Eukaryota; Viridiplantae; Streptophyta; Magnoliopsida; Vitales; Vitaceae. The transcript has 7 exons.
AGGACAUCUGCAUGUCCCACAUCGGAACACUAUCAAAGACCACAACCAAUCACAGCUUCAGCUUGGAUCUCUCUUUCGGUCUUUCCAUCACUUUCUCUCCCUCUCUCUUCGCUCUUUCUCUCGCCUCACACCUAAUUCGCGGCUCAAAUAACUUGCCGCAAAGACAAAAAAUCUGAUUGACGAGGGUUAAAGCUACUGCUCUCAUUUCUUCAACUUGAAAUGGAAGCCGCGCUCUCUUGCUACUUCACCCUCCAUUUCCGUUCCUCCUCCAUCGCCUGCAAUUCUCCCUUUCCGAAAACCCCAUUCUUUAUCCGGGGUAGCUCCAAUAGCGGCGUUAAGACUAGCAAUGGUACCAGGAGGAGAAGCCGCAGCAGCAAGAAGCCCACGCUUCUGAAAAAUGUUAAGACAAAUCAUGUUGAUUCUAGUGACCUUACUGCGGCUCCGCCCGUGGGAGGCCAGGAGGAGGGUGGGCCUGAGGAGAAGCCGAAGAAUAAGCCGGUGAGCGUGCGUACUCUUUAUCAGAAUGGGGACCCACUGGGGCGGAGGGAACUGAGGAGGUGCGUGGUGAGGUGGAUCAGCCAGGGGAUGAGGGGCAUGGCGUUGGAUUUCGCUUCCGCGGAGUUGCAGGGGGAGUUCGCUGAAUUGAGGCAGCGGAUGGGACCCGGUCUGAGUUUCGUAAUCCAGGCACAGCCCUACCUCAAUGCCAUUCCUAUGCCCCUUGGUCAUGAAGCCGUCUGCUUGAAGGCCUGCACUCAUUACCCUACCCUCUUCGACCAUUUCCAGAGAGAGUUGAGAGACGUCCUCCAGGAUCACCAGCGGAAAUCCCAGUUCCAAGAUUGGCGUGAAACCCAGUCCUGGCAGCUGCUCAAGGAGCUUGCUAAUUCAGCCCAGCAUAGGGCUAUUGCGCGCAAGGUAUCUCAGCCGAAGCCCCUCAAAGGCGUUUUAGGAAUGGAGCUGGACAAGGCCAAGGCUAUACAGAGCAGGAUCGAUGAAUUCACAAAGCGGAUGUCUGAGCUGCUUCAAAUAGAGCGGGACUCUGAGUUGGAGUUUACUCAGGAGGAAUUGAAUGCCGUUCCUACACCUGAUGAGAGUUCUGAUUCAUCCAAACCUAUUGAGUUCUUGGUCAGCCAUGGCCAGGCUCAACAGGAACUCUGUGACACUAUCUGCAAUUUGAAUGCUGUUAGCACUUUCAUAGGAUUAGGUGGAAUGCAUUUGGUGUUGUUCAAGGUUGAGGGGAAUCACCGAUUGCCACCUACUACCCUUUCUCCUGGAGAUAUGGUCUGUGUGCGAAUUUGUGAUAGCAGGGGUGCAGGGGCAACAUCUUGCAUGCAAGGAUUUGUUGACAGUCUAGGCAAGGAUGGGUGCAGCAUCAGUGUAGCUCUGGAGUCUCGUCAUGGUGAUUCAACCUUCUCUAAGCUCUUUGGCAAGAGCGUGCGCAUUGAUCGCAUUCACGGAUUGGCUGAUGCUCUCACAUAUGAGCGCAACUGUGAAGCCCUGAUGCUGCUCCAAAAGAAUGGUUUACAAAAGAAAAAUCCUUCAAUUGCUGUUGUGGCCACUCUUUUUGGAGACAAAGAAGAUGUUGCAUGGCUGGAAGAAAAUGACUUGGUAGAUUGGGCUGAGGUAGGUUUGGAUGAACUAUUGGAGAGUGGGGCUUAUGAUGAUUCUCAGAGAAGAGCAAUUGCCUUAGGGUUGAACAAGAAACGGCCAGUACUGAUAAUCCAAGGGCCUCCUGGAACUGGAAAGACAGUUUUGCUCAAGGAACUCAUAGCACUUGCCGUUCAACAAGGUGAAAGGGUGCUUGUCACAGCACCUACAAAUGCAGCAGUGGAUAACAUGGUCGAAAAACUUUCUAAUAUUGGAGUAAACAUUGUGCGCGUCGGCAAUCCAGCACGGAUAUCCUCUGCAGUAGCUUCAAAAUCUUUGGGUGAAAUUGUGAAAUCUAAGCUGGAAAAUUUUCUAACUGAAUUUGAAAGGAAGAAAUCAGAUCUAAGAAAAGACUUGAGACAUUGUUUAAAGGAUGACUCUUUAGCUGCUGGCAUACGCCAGCUUCUAAAACAACUUGGAAAGGCACUGAAGAAGAAGGAAAAGGAAACUGUGAAGGAAGUAUUAUCAAGUGCACAAGUUGUGCUUGCCACUAACACUGGAGCAGCUGAUCCUGUGAUUAGAAGAUUGGAUGCCUUUGAUCUCGUUAUUAUAGAUGAAGCAGGACAAGCAAUUGAACCUUCUUGCUGGAUACCUAUUUUGCAGGGAAAGCGCUGCAUUAUUGCUGGUGAUCAAUGUCAGCUUGCUCCUGUGAUUCUAUCUAGAAAAGCUUUGGAAGGUGGUCUUGGGGUAUCACUCCUGGAGAGAGCAGCAACUUUGCAUGAGGAGGUUCUUGCCACCAAAUUAACAACACAGUAUCGAAUGAAUGAUGCAAUUGCCAGCUGGGCUUCAAAGGAGAUGUACGGUGGAUCAUUGAAGUCUUCCUCCUCUGUCUUUUCUCAUCUUCUGGUAGAUUCUCCAUUUGUGAAGCCUGCAUGGAUAACACAAUGCCCAUUGCUAUUGCUUGAUACAAGAAUGCCAUAUGGAAGUUUAUCAGUUGGUUGUGAAGAGCAUUUGGAUCCAGCUGGCACAGGUUCCUUUUACAAUGAAGGGGAAGCAGAUAUCGUUGUGCAACACGUCUUGUCUUUGAUUUCUGCUGGUGUUAGCCCAACAGCAAUUGCAGUUCAAUCUCCUUAUGUUGCUCAAGUGCAACUGUUGAGAGACAGGCUUGAUGAGAUUCCAGAAGCUGUAGGUGUUGAGGUUGCAACUAUUGAUAGCUUUCAAGGCCGGGAGGCUGAUGCAGUAAUUAUAUCAAUGGUUCGAUCAAACACUCUAGGAGCAGUUGGCUUCCUGGGGGAUAGCAGGCGAAUGAACGUUGCAAUAACAAGGGCAAGAAAACAUGUAGCAGUGGUGUGUGAUAGCUCAACAAUAUGCCACAACACAUUCUUGGCCAGGCUCCUCCGUCAUAUCCGAUACAUCGGUAGAGUGAAGCAUGCUGAGCCUGGGACUUUUGGGGGAUCUGGACUCGGCAUGAAUCCAAUGCUUCCAAUCAUCAGUUAGCAUCCCCAUUACCUGGUGAAGUACUCAUCUCUUGAACUUCUAUUUCCUUAAAUUGAUGAUUAUUUGGGAGGUCAAUGGUAAGGUAGAUCUCAAUUCCUAUACAAAAAGAAAAAAAGAAAAAGAAAAAAAAGAGAGAGAUAGCAGGAUGGUUGUAUCUGCCGGCAGCAUCAGCUUCCAAAUCUAAUCUGAUGUACAGUCUGCCUAUUAAUUUUCCAACACAGAUAAGUGAAUAGCAAUUCCAUUUGUAUAUAAUUGGCACACAAAUGUAAGCAUACAAUAUUUUUUAUACAACUCAAAAGUUGUUGUGAUGUGGAGGAAA